Messenger RNA from Macrosteles quadrilineatus (aster leafhopper), 1579 nucleotides. RefSeq lists its product as uncharacterized. The record is from RefSeq and is a predicted model, not a curated record. The coding region runs from base 89 to 1360 and encodes 423 amino acids. The transcript has a single exon. NCBI's taxonomy places the organism in Eukaryota, Metazoa, Arthropoda, Insecta, Hemiptera, Cicadellidae.
UUGAAUAUUUCGAAUAAGUUCCCAACAUUCUAAUGCUAAGGGCCAAAUACGUACUUUAAAAUUAUUAAUUGUCUGUUGCAACGAUAAGAUGGACGUAGGCUCAAGCGCAACAUCUUCUUCGCGUAUGAAAAAUCUCGAGGAAUAUAAAGAUGUUGACGAAAUCUCUUACGACGCAGAGAUUUUGACACGUGACAAUUUCAUUCUUUCACAGUUAGUUGAAGUAUUUGAGAGGUACUUGAGGAAAAGAAGUCCAGCUUUGUUGAGUGGAAUGGAAAGAUUCCUAGAGUCCCAGUUGAGUGUCAGAGGUUCGGUGAGGACGGAUAGGUCGGUUUCGGUUUCUUCAGCAAAGAGUCUUCAGUCUCCAGUUAAUACGCUAGUAAGGACAUCUACAACCUCUAGUACCUUGCGGGGAUUGGCUUCUCGCAGCAAUGCCAAGUCCUCAUUGGGAGGCUUCAAGAUAAGCGCCGCGGUCAAGGCAGACCUCGUAGAGAAGGAACUGGAAGACAACAGAAUGACGAUGGAGAAGCUCCAGAGGAAGUUUGAAUCUGCAAAGUUUCUUUUGCAAACAGAGGAAGAAAAUCUGAGAGUUGACAUAGAGUUUUUGGAUGAAGGCAAAAGAGCGCUGGAAGGUUUUGUUGUCCAAAGUACUGAAACAAAAAGUGGUCAAGUUUAUCACGAUAAGUUCUUGAGGUUUUUGGAACAAGAGCUUCAAGAUGGUGAUCGUUAUUUGAGGAAAACUAAACUCAAUUCGAAAUCGUUGUAUACAAAUUACAGACGUGUGUUGGCACGGCAACAUCAACGAAUGGAAUUGAGAGAAUGGCUUCAUCCGAUUGAUAUAGAAAAGUUACUCAUAGAGAAUCAAGAACAACUCGAUGUUUUGGAUGGAAAAAGCAAAAAGCUUGAAGAAUUAAAAAGAACUGCUGGAAGAAAGGGUCAGACAUUGGUGUCUGUUAAAUCAAGGAUGAACGAUACAGUUCUUUCAUUAGUGAAUUUAAAGUACGACAUUAACCAGAAAGGCACUAAGAGUAAAUAUAUCAAAGAGCAAGAAAAUCAAAAUCAGAGUUUAUUGAGAGCAGCUGAGCGCAUCAAUAAGGAUUUUAAUAAUCUCAACAAGUCGUAUAAAACACAGGAUGUAGAAAGCUAUUUACUUCUACAAACCAAAUUAGAAGAAACUAAAAUAGAACAUUUGGCAUGGGAGAGGCGCUGCAAAUACCAAAAUCAGCAAAUUUCACUUCUGGAACAUCAAGUUAAACAGCUUAAAAGUGUGCGUAGAUUUUCAAAUUAUUCUUCGUUCAAAAAACUCACUCCUGUACGUCCUUCCGAUGGCUCCAGGAUCUUACUUAGUAUAUUACCAAGUUGAAACGCCGUAUACAGAAUUUAAAUCCAAUUUGAUGCUUCACGAAUACUGCUCACAAUUAUUCUGGUUGACAUCACCCCUAGACCUUGUGCUUCACUACCGAUUACCCCAGCUUAUUGUUGAAGGAUGCGGUUAUCGCUUUUACUUUGAAGAUUAUUUUCGCAGAAGACUGCUCAUAAUCAAGGGACAUUUUGUAUUUGAUUGUAAUUUUGCAAUACAAAU